Lathyrus oleraceus (garden pea) is the source of this 453-nucleotide messenger RNA. RefSeq names its product U11/U12 small nuclear ribonucleoprotein 31 kDa protein-like. Gene Ontology annotation, biological process: mRNA splicing, via spliceosome. Lineage: Eukaryota; Viridiplantae; Streptophyta; Magnoliopsida; Fabales; Fabaceae. The coding region runs from base 1 to 453 and encodes 150 amino acids. The transcript has a single exon. Gene Ontology annotation, cellular component: U12-type spliceosomal complex. The record is from RefSeq and is a predicted model, not a curated record.
AUGAAUAAGAAGAUUCUCAAUGGAAGGACUCUAACUGCUUCUAUUGCUGCUGAUAAUGGACGUGCUUUGGAGUUUAUUCAGAAGCACGUGUACAAUACUGAGACUGCUUUGUUUUAUGAGUGUGGGGGGCAUGGUCAUUUGUCGUAUGAGUGUCCUAAGAAUCAAUUGGGGCCGAGGCCGCGGCCUCAGCCUAAGAAGCCGCGAGGGGGAUUUAGUGGGCUGAGGGAUAGGGAUGGGGAGGAGGAAGGUGAUGAGGAGGAGGAGGAGGGUGGUCAGAUUGCUGCGGAGCAGUUUGACGAUAAUUGGGCUUCUGUUGUGGAUGAUGAAGCGGGUGAAAGGUUGCUGGGGAGAAACAGAAAUGAUGAUGAGGGUUUGGACAACAACAAGACGAAGAAGAAAGGGAAGAAAGUUGGGUAUUUCAGUGAUGAGAGUGAUCAUGAUGAUGAUGAUUGA